Salmo salar (Atlantic salmon) is the source of this 5094-nucleotide messenger RNA. Its product is annotated as basic immunoglobulin-like variable motif-containing protein. The record is from RefSeq and is a predicted model, not a curated record. Lineage: Eukaryota; Metazoa; Chordata; Actinopteri; Salmoniformes; Salmonidae. Gene Ontology annotation, molecular function: single-stranded DNA binding; DNA endonuclease activity. Gene Ontology annotation, cellular component: nucleus.
UGUUAAAUCUCUAUAAGGAACGAUUUUUAACUUCCAAUUUAAAAAAUAAAUGAAUAAUUAUAUAGCAAAGCGUUAAUUUAGAACUGUCUGUGAGAAAAUCUUGUGGAAGAUUACGGUUGAGCACCCCUAGUUACGUAAUGGGUUAGCUUAUCAUUACUGUACAGCGGAAGGAGGAGGACGUCAAUAUACAACAUCGUAUUUAUUAUCCCAACAGGAGAAAUACAUACUAUGUGGUUACCGAGCUAACUACCAAGUUAAAAAUCCACGACACAAUGCAAGCAUAGAUGACAACCCACCCCUCUAAACAGACCAACCACUUCAACUUUAAACAAUUCUCUCAUCCAACAUCCCAGUCGUCUCUUCAAUGCCUAACAGUGGGGAUAGUUCAGGACCUAAUGUAUCUGGGAGUCAGCCAGGCGACCAGGCUACGCCCUUGUCCCAGCGACCCCCACCCCCUGACAGAGAGGAUGACCAACGCGGCCUGCUGACCACUCACACCCGGGACUCCCUGAGGACCCGGAGAGCCUCCAGCGCUGAGCUCCAGCUCCCAUGGACCUGUCCUGUCACUCACUCCAGAGAGAAGUUCUACACGGUCUGCUCAGACUACGCCCUCCUCAACCAGGCUACCUCUCUCUACCGGCUCCCCAGUACCCCCAGAGAGGUGGCCCACAGCAAGCAGGAUGGCAGCGGGGCCCCAUUAGUGAAGUCCAAUACUGUGGACCUGUCUCAGGGUCAGGGGCAGCAUGCAGGUGUAGAGGAGGCAUCAGACGAAGACUUUGAUAUGGAGGGGGUGUCCUGCAGCAACACCAAGCCUAUCCUGGCUUGGGAGAUUGAUACCACUAACUUUGACGCUGUGCUAACUCGAAAGCCCAGGACAAGCAACGUAAAGAGGGUCGGUACUAAGAAGAUGAAGCCUUCAGGGGCCAGUAGGAACCUGCAGGACAUUCCUCUCCACGCCUCGCAGGACGAGAUCAAACAGAGAAAAGUCCUGGACCUCAGGAGAUGGUACUGCAUCAGCCGCCCCCAGUACAAGACGUCAUGUGGGAUAUCUUCAUUAGUUUCCUGCUGGAACUUUCUGUACAGCACACUAGGAGCAGGGAGUCUCCCACCCAUGUCCCAGGAAGGGGCUCUUCAGAUCCUAGGCUUCCAGCCUCCUUUUGAGGAGAUCAAGUUUGGUCCCUUUACAGGCAAUGCUACUCUGAUGAGAUGGUUCAGGCAAAUAAAUGACAACUUCCGUGUCCGAGGAUGUUCCUAUAUUCUGUACAAACCCCACGGGAAACACAAGACGGCAGGAGAGACUGCUGACGGGGCGUUGUUGAAGUUGACCCAGGGGUUAAGAGAUGACACCAUGGCCUACAUUUACCACUGUCAGAACCACUACUUCUGUCCUGUGGGCUUCGAGGCCACACCUUUCAAAGCAGCCAAGGCCUACAGGGGUACAUUACCAACUAAUGAAAUGGAACACUGGAUUCUGAUUGGUGAACCAAGCAGGAAACACCCUGCUAUUCACUGUAAAAAGUGGGCUGAUAUUGUUACAGAUCUCAACACACAAAAUCCAGAAUACCUUGAUAUUCGUCACACGGAGAGGGGAAUUCAGUGCCGCAAAACCAAAAAGGUGGGAGGGAAUCUUCACUGCAUCAUGGCCUUUCAGAGGGUCAACUGGCAGAAGCUAGGCCCCUGGGCCCUCAACCUGGAGAACCUGAGGCAUGACCUCCACCACCAGGGGUCUGAGAGGGCCCAGGGGGGCUUAGCAGAGGUCCAGGAGGACAGGGAGAAGACCUCAGGAAAACACCAGGCUUUGGCCCGGCUAGGCCGCUCCAACAGCACAGGCAGAGCAGGCAACAGAUGGCACACAGACAGCAGAGUUGGGGACAGAUAUGCAGGGACAGACUGGCAGAGACAGGGAGUCUCAGGUGAGUCUGUUGGACUAUAGAACUCUAGAGCAACACAUUAACAAAGCUGUCACCCUGUCCGUCCCUCUGUCCACAGGUGAGUCUGUUGGACUAUAGAACUCAAGAGCAACACAUAUACAAAGCUGUCACCCUGUUGUCAGCUAUCUGCAGACUUUCUUUGGCCAUAUUAUUUGGGGAAUGACCAAAUUCAAUAAAGUUUUGUAUAAACAAGUCAUUAUUAUUUUUUUAUUUUAAGAUUAUACAAAACAACUUUUUCACAGCAUGUUUGUCAUGUUGGUCAUUUUUACUAGCUUCUGUCUGUGAUAACUUACACAUCCAAACAAAUACACUUAGUCUAAAAUAAAUACAAGUCUAAUGCCCAGAGUGAAUAUAUUUGUAUUCAUGUAUGUCAUACAGGUGUCUCAACUAAAACAUAUAUCACAGACAAGGUUAAAGAAUGGCACAAAGUAAAUACAAGUCAGUGAUUGCAUCCGUAGUAGUUUGUAUGAAUUGAAGUGGUUACAUACAAUGAAUGUUGACAGAAUGGCUGUGAGACAGACUGUUGCUGUACUCUCAGGUAAGGCCCUUGCUUCUGGAUACAUGUUGACAGAAUGGCUGUGAGACAGAGAGACUGUUGCUGUACUCUCAGGUAAGGCCCUUGCUUCUGUAUACAUUUUGACAGAAUGGCUGUGAGACAGAGAGACUGUUGCUGUACUCUCAGGUAAGGCCCUUGCUUCUGUAUACAUUUUGACAGAAUGGCUGUGAGACAGACUGUUGCUGUACUCUCAGGUAAGGACCUUGCUUCUGUAUACAUUUUGACAGAAUGGCUGUGAGACAGAGACUGUUGCUGUACUCUCAGGUAAGGCCCUUGUUUCUGGAUACAUGUUGACAGAAUGGCUGUGAGACAGAGACUGUUGCUGUACUCUCAGGUAAGGACCUUGCUUCUGGAACCCCUGAAGACAAUUUUUUUUAAAUCAACUUUAUCAAUCAGAUGGAUAGCUUAGCAAAUACAGCUAUUUGUUUUCCCCUCGCAUGUAAAGAUGCCUGAUACAGCUUGCCAGUAGCUAGUAAAGUAGCAUGAACUAGUAAGAAACCAGCUAGAAAUGACAAGUUAAUGCCUUUCACCAAAACAUGUACAGUGCAUCCGGGAAAGUAUUCAGACCUCUUGACUUUUUCCACAUUUUUGUUAGGUAACAGCCUUAUUCUAAAAUGGAUUUAAUAGUUUUUCCCCCCUUCUCAAUCAAUAUACACACAAUACCCUAUAUUGUGUGUGAUGAGGGAAAAAUAAUUUACAACAUUUUAGAAUUAAGUUGUAACGUAACAAAAUGUGGAAAAAGGGAAGGGGUCUGAAUACUUUCCGAUUGCACUGUACAUGUAUAAAAGAGGCAAUUACAUUCAAGCAGAUCAUUUGUUUUAUUCAAGGACUUCAGGCCAAGGAGUAAUAGCUAUUUGUUCGUAGAACCUGCGUCUUCACCAGAGUCUUCUGCCUCGUUCACAAAAAACUGGACUCUCGGAAGAAAAAAAAUCUAUUUGAAUGGUCGUUCACAUCGGAAUCCGAACUCGGGCAGAGCUUGAGUUUCAGAGCUCCGACCUGUAGAUCACUGACGUCAUGACGUCGUAAUAUUCCGCGUUCCCAGUUGUUUGAAACGCGGCAUUAACCAGCUACAAAAAAAGACACUUCCGGUUGUAGCUGUACUCCAGUCUAGUCACAACUAGAGAGGAAGAGGAGGAAGACAGAGAGGAACCAACUCGGCGGAAAAUAUGUCUCCGUCCAGCAGGUGGCGUUUUUUUCCUUGUUUCGCCUUCCCAGGCAAGGAGUUUUUGUAAUGGAGGUCCAUGAGAAAGUGUCGAAUUUGGUCAACAACAAAACAAUUAAUGUCUCAUUUUUGCUACGUGAGGUUUAUUUGAUCUAAUAGAAGGUUCGUAAUGCUUAAGUUGUAACGAGAGUGUACUGAUUUAAGAAAAAAACACUUUAUAUUGGUUGUUUCGAGAUGACUGCAUAUUCAUCACAUGAGGCUAGUAAGCAUAUUAUCUUACUAACUGCUUUGCUUUAUCUUGGCCAGGUCGCAGUUGUAAAUGAGAACUUGUUCUCAACUUGCCUACCUGGUUAAAUAAAGGUGAAAUCAAAAAUAAAACAUUUAAAAAAAAUCUCUAUCCUUUGAAUACAGGCGGGUGACCUCAACUACCCUCAUUGAAUAUUCAAAUAAGGAUUACAAUAAUGAGAAUAAUGAGAUGUAUCCAACAAUUCAAAGAAAGGAAAAGGCUGAAGCUAGAUUGCCCGCUAUGUUGCUUUGUGGACUUCCAUUGUUAGGGCGGAGAUAAAUGUAUCUUGUCAGUAUAUCAAUAUAUCUAUAUAUAUAUUUCUACUUUACACACUCGUCUACUGUCAAAUCUACCAUUAGCGAAGUGAACUGCUAUAGACUGACAUUCACUCUUGACUCUCAAUUGUGUGGUUGAGGAAGAUACAGACGGGGUGUAAUUUGGUUGUUAUUGUGACAUCCAACAACCUAGAGAAAGUAGCUUAGUCAGUUGACAUAGUUGGCUAGCUACGUUAGACUAAAUUGCUUGAUAUCAUUGGUUCCCCUACCGACAGAUGGUGUGUUUCCCCCACAAUGCGCUUGCCCAGGAUGUAUGAUGGUCAGAAAUAAAAAAGAGUGGAGGCAUGUUUGUUUUAUUAAUUAGAUUGUCUAUUUCUAACUAAAGUCGAACAAUAUUCAUCCUCUAUAACCACCAUGAAGGCAUCUGUGAGGAGAGGAUGGUUUCAGGGCAAUUCCAUGUUAACAGAAUGAUGCAGAUUACAGAUUUUUCACUUUUUAAAAUGUAUGCCAAACCAAAAAAUUAUCAUUGCAAAGUUAAAUCAACCAUUCAACUCUGUUCACAAGGAUGACUUUUAACAUACAUUUUAAAGUGAAACAUCUGAGUCUCAGCAGCAUUCUGUUACCAUGGAAUUUUGUCUUUCAUAUUAUUUUCCAUGGCUGGCCUCAUCCUUCCAUGUCCAACUGGGAGAUCAGUACAGUAAGUACGACACAGUUUGAGAUAAACUGAAUUAAAAUUAGGCUUGCCUGUGUGAUAACGCACUGACUGUAUCAAAUACAACAGGUGUGUUUAGUGUGAAAUCCUUACUAACGAGCUCUUCCCAACAAUGCAGUUAAACAAAAUAAAUAAUAAUAAGACAUUACUAAAAUACACAGAAAUCUAGAUA